UUUAAGUUAAAUACUCUGAACACAGCAAUUCCAAAGAUUUUAAGAAGCAAAAAGUUCUCUGAACUAAGUAAUGGAUCAGAUAUUGAUGAAACCAGAGCCAAAAAGCUUUUACCAGACAACAUCCGUCUUGAUGAAAUUAAAACCAAGCAGAAAAUUUCUCGUUUUAAACAAAAGCCCAAGCCCAAGGUGAAAAGAUCAAAUAUUCGCUUCAAUGUUUCUAAAGUUGAAGAGUUCAUCAUUCAAGAAAAUUUGAAUAAUAAUAGCUCAAAACCAGACGAAGAAAAGAUGAAUUUACUAGAGUUAGAAGCCAUGCUAAAGGAUUUUGAAAUCCUCCCUAGUAAAGAGAUUCAGGAUAAAAUUGACCUGUUUUUGUUUCCUUACAACAAGUCUUCCAAUAUGCAGAAGUGUAUGAACUUCAACGAGCCAGACCCCAAAAGUUGUUCACCAAGUUCAGAUUCUAGACAACCAAUUUCUAAUAAUAACCAAUUGGGAUAUAUUUAUAACAACUGGAAGAAAAUUUCCAACUUCAUUUGUAAAGAGAACGGAGACUUCAGGAAAUCCCUGAGGAUUUUGAACAAAGCCAGGUAUAAAGAGUAUGAAGAAGUCUUCAAGACAAUGAUGUGUCUUAAGCCAGAGUGGAGUGUCUUCAAAAGCCAGAUAUGCAAAACAGUAAAUGCUACUAAUACUAAGAAAGUCUCCAACAAGAGGAGGAAGAAUAUUUGAAAAAUCGAUUCUGUGAGUUUCGGCAAAGACUUCCAGGAUGGAUACAUGGGACGCAACACUAAGCGCUCUCAAUUCCCUCCUCAACAUCGCAGAAAGCCUUCUCUGGAUGAUAGGGUUAUAACAAAAGUAGUUUCGGUUCUGAAAGAUAUCAAAAGUAUGCCAAUAAGUGAAUCUCCUCGAGCUGAUUCGGCCAUAUCUGACUCAGAAAGCGAUAAAGAAGACGCUCGAUACAAAUAUUUCACUAAAUUUCUUGAAAGCAAUCUUAAAAGGAAGAAAAACAAGCCCUCUAGUUGUUUCGUAAAAGCUAAGAAGCCAUUAACAAAUUUGUCAAACUCGAAAAUUAAAGAGUUUUCUCCUAUCCAGAUUUGCACAAGAGCAGCUGAAUCUCAACAAAGAAUGAAUCCUAUUCAGAUGAAAAAGAUGCCACCUUCUGAGAUGAACAAGAAGUUUGAACUUGCUAAGACUAGGUCAUGAAGCUUCUUAAGUAAGGCUGCUGAGAACCCUUUCAUGGCAAAAAAUAAGAAUCUAUGUUCCUGUGAAAACCAUAAUGAAAUCUACAAAAGCAAGCCUUCCCACUCCAAAAUUCCGACUCCCUCUAUCAACCUCCUUCCAUCCACAAAACUUCCUAAAUCUCCCUUAAACCUUUCCCACAAAUCAAUCCACCCCCUCCGAAGAAGCCACCAAAACAUGCCCAAAAUUUUCCAAAUCACUCCCAAUGAAGCCCAAAUUUUCACCAAAAUUCCAGACACAUCUACCACCCAAAAGAGUACUGGUAGUGCGAGACAAAUGCGAUCAAUGCCUCAUAGAAAAUUCAGCGAUUCUCAUAAAUCAAGCGAGACAACAUGCUCUUUAUCAAAUAAAACUCACUCCAAAGUUAAUAAAAUCCCAGCAAACCCGUAUUAUCGCUACAAAGACAACACCCUGAUUUCCAAAUCCUGCAUCAAUCGUUCAGUCCAUCCUCAGCAGUUCCAUUCCGGCCUAUACUCCACUUCCAGACACAGAUCACCCAAAAUCCUCCCUACGCUGCCUAUUUCGAACGAUCACCCUUCUAAAACUACCAGAAGGUGUCUGGCUCUAGAAGACAUAGCUUAUCUGAACAAUUACGGUUUAUCCACAGUGGGCAAUAAAUAAAUAAAAUUGUAGUCAACUUCAC
Moneuplotes crassus is the source of this 1876-nucleotide messenger RNA. NCBI's taxonomy places the organism in Eukaryota, Ciliophora, Spirotrichea, Euplotida, Euplotidae. The record is from the annotation of a GenBank genome assembly.